Molecule: messenger RNA, 2307 nt
Organism: Aspergillus campestris IBT 28561
Lineage: Eukaryota; Fungi; Ascomycota; Eurotiomycetes; Eurotiales; Aspergillaceae
Exons: 3
Coding region: 1-2307 (768 amino acids)
Biological process (GO): nuclear-transcribed mRNA catabolic process, nonsense-mediated decay
Cellular component (GO): telomerase holoenzyme complex
Molecular function (GO): telomerase RNA binding; protein binding; telomeric repeat DNA binding
Source: RefSeq, a predicted model, not a curated record
AUGGGCUCCCCCGAGAGUGGUGAGCACCCCGGACUUUCCAGGAAAUCCAUCCCCCCGUGGGUGUCAGACGAUGGAUCCCUAGUGGGCUCCGCAACCACCAACAGGGCCAUUCAUUCGGCCAGCGCCUCGUUUUCGAACCAGAGGCCCCCGUCGGCGGGGCCGGCGCACGACAGCCACAGUUUAGAUGCUCCUGGCGACUACGGCCCCGGCAGUGUGUCCCCCAGCACCUUCCACGGGCCGCGCCAAGCAUGGGAGCCACUACCCAGACGCUCCACUCCCCGUCUGGCCCAUUCGGUCAGUCGGCUAGCCGCCGAAAACCGAGCGGGAAGAGCCAGUCCCGUCGGCAGUGAACCCCGUCAAUUUCGACUGUCCGCCGAAUCCGCCGACGAAAUGACUGGUAGUGACGGCGAGCGUUCCCGCCUGCACCCCCGGCCCGUGCAAUCUAGCCCCGCGUCGACCGAGGGACCGGUGGCGGCGCCCACCCCCACGACCAAACAGCGACACGCCGCGUCGCGGCCGAGAGGGUCGCGUGGUGGUACCACGGAGAGACUCAGCUAUGGACAGGAGUCGGCGCGAGGAUUGAGUUUUGAGCAGAAACCCGCUGGAGGACUCUCUGCGGUAGCCGGAGGUACAGCAUCACAUGGUACUUUCCUGCAGCCAGACACUCAUCCUAUAACAGAAGAGCAAUUGAUCAAUGAGGUUCGCGGAAUCUACGCCGGCCUGGUCAUGGUGGAGAAGAAGUGCAUCGAAAUCGACAAAGAGCAGUCCGAAUCGAACAGCGAACUCUCCCACCAGCAGUGGCAGACCUUGAUCUCGUUACACCGCACCCUGCUCCAGGAGCACCACGACUUCUUCAUGGCCUCCCAGCACCCGUCCGCGAGCCCCGUCCUGACGCGACUGUCCGAGAAAUACGCCAUGCCGGCUCGAAUGUGGCGCUACGGCAUCCAUGCCUUCCUCGAACUUUUACGACACCGACUCCCCGGUUCACUUGAUCACAUGCUAACUUUCAUUUAUCUGGCCUAUUCCAUGAUGACCCUGCUGAUGGAGACCGUCCCCGCCUUCGAGGAGACGUGGAUCGAGUGCCUCGGAGAUCUGUCGCGAUACCGCAUGGCCGUCGAAGAGGUCGAUCUGCGCGACCGGGAAGUGUGGGCGGGGGUCGCCCGGAACUGGUACAACCAGGCGGCCAACCGAAAUCCCGACGUCGGACGGAUUCAACAUCACCUUGCCGUGCUGGCGCGUCCCGACAUCGUGCAGCAGCUUUUCUACUACACCCGGUCAUUGGUCAGCGUGCGUUCCUUCGCGGGCACCCGGGAGAGCAUCCUCCUGCUGUUCAACCCGAUCCUCAAGGGACCCCGAGCAAAUCCCCAUCACAUGGCGGCCAUCUCCUUUGUGGCUGCGCACGGCCGUCUCUUUACUGGAGGCACCGCCGCCCAAUUUGCCGCCUCGGCAAAAGAGUUCUUGUCAGUGUUGGACAAACACCUAGGCCGGGUUGGCUCCGCGUUCAAGAUGCAGGGCGUCCACAUGACCUCCGCCAAUAUCGCCUCCAUGCUCCAAUACUCCGGCACGGACAGCCUCCUCUCUGCAGAAUUCCACCAUGCGGCGCAACAUCCGAGAUCGCUUGAGGCGGCGUACAUGUCCGCUGCCGAAAAUUGGACGCCUGUCCAGGAUGUCCAGCAGAUUGAAGCCGAUCUGACAGCACUUGAGAAUUUACAAAGUCCCCUGCCUCUCAUAUUCUACGGCUCCUGUCUUGCGUUCAAGACCUUGUCCGUCUUUCUUGAUCAGCUUGGCGACAAGAACAUCUUCCCCGCCGUUCACAGCUCUUUGGCCUUCCUCUGGUGCCUGGCUCUCACCACGAACGGCAUGAAGCACGUGGAAGCCAUGGUCCCUUGGGAGCGAAUUGUUACUUUCCUCAACACGAUGGUCCGCCCGUGGGUCGAUAUGGCCUUGGUCGAACAACCCGAGUUUCCCAUCUCAGAGGACACCCGAUGGCUCCCCGAGGAUUUUCUGAUGCGCGGCCAGCUCUGGAGCCAGACUUUCUACCCACCUGCGUUCUUUGUGGGCUCGCCCACGGAAGAUGACGGUCGCAACGUCGAACGGCCGUCUACGGGGAUGUCCAGGACCUAUCGAUGUCUUUGGCUAGGCGUACGCCUUGCCACGUUCAAUCGCUGGUUCACGUACGACCCGAAUGCGCACGUGUUCUCCGCAACGCCUUUUGCCUGUGCGCUGGAGAAGCUGGCCGAGUCCCAUGAUCCGCUCCAGAUAACAAGCCCGCCGAAGGGCCCGGAGGUCACCCUACACGAUGCUUGA